Messenger RNA from Misgurnus anguillicaudatus (oriental weatherfish), 1189 nucleotides. Lineage: Eukaryota; Metazoa; Chordata; Actinopteri; Cypriniformes; Cobitidae. The record is from RefSeq and is a predicted model, not a curated record.
AUAUUGCUGAAAAUAUCAAGAGAUAAACAGAGACUCACAUCAGAUCAUAUGAGGUCUCACUCUCUGAUUGUUUAACUCACAGCAACAAUGACACAGUGGAUGAUUAUUGCUCUUUUCUUCACUGCUCAUCAUUCUGGAUGUAACUCUCAGGACAGUGUUGACCAGAAAUCAAGAUUUCAAACAGCUCUUAAAGGAGCAGCUGUAACAAUCUCUUGUACAUAUAAAAGCACUGAUCCGUCUCCAACUCUCUUCUGGUACCAACAAAAAGUCAAUGGAUUCCCAAAGUACAUGCUGAGCAAAUUUAGUAAUGAUGACAAAGAGUUCAAGGAGAGAUUUAAUGCAAGUAUUGACACAUCUUCAAAAUCAUUUCCAUUGAUAAUUCAGGAUCUUCAUGUGUCUGACUCUGCUGUGUAUUACUGUGCUCUGCGGCCCACAGAUCUGAAGUGGGAGUCCAACACCAACGCCAUCCUUAAAAAGGUUCAGCAAAGGAUGUACUUUCUACAACUGCGGAAGUAUGGCCUACCACAAGAACUGCUGGCCAUCUUCUACACUGCUGCAGUUGAAUCCAUCCUCUGCACAUCCAUCACCGUUUGGUUUGGGGCAGCCACAAAACAGGACAAACACAGAUUACAACGCGUAAUUAGGACAGCUGAAAAAAUCAUUGGUGUCUCCCUGCCCUCACUAGAGGACUUGUACACUUGUUGGACCAGGAAGCGGGCAGAGAACGUCAUCAAAGACUGCACAAACCCAGCAUACACCCUCUUUAACCUCCUCCUUUCUGGAUCUUUUGGUGAAGACGCUGUCAAUCAACCAAAGGAGGACAGAACUGCCAUUGAAGGAGAGCAGAUUACUCUGAACUGUGAAUAUGAAACACUUCAAACUGCUCCAUAUCUUUACUGGUACAUUCAACGCUCAAACAACCUCCCUGAAUAUAUACUGAUGAGAUACAAGUUUGGAUCAAGCAACAGCUCUGAUUUUAAAGACAGAUUUGAUGCCAGAUUGGACACAAAAUCAGUUCCUCUGAUAAUUCAGGAUCUUCAUGUGUCUGACUCUGCUGUGUAUUACUGUGCUCUGCAGCCCACUGUGACUAAAACACAUUCAACACUCAUACAAUAACUCUGUGAUCAAACAAUCAAAUGCAUCUUCAUCACAACACGACUGCAGAUACAAAAUGCCAAAGAGAUUUUAC